Molecule: messenger RNA, 973 nt
Organism: Dalotia coriaria
Lineage: Eukaryota; Metazoa; Arthropoda; Insecta; Coleoptera; Staphylinidae
Exons: 5
Coding region: 262-795 (177 amino acids)
Source: RefSeq, a predicted model, not a curated record
AUGAACUCUCCUCGUCGCAAAAUGUGACCGUGACUGACAGUAAUUCUGAUUGCGCUAGAUUUCAACGAAACGCAAAUUAUAUUCAUAUUCAUGUUUGCCGUUCAGUACGAUUUUCAAAUCACACACAGUAACACUCGACGAUAAAACGUGCGUUAUCGGUCAAUUUCGUUAUCGAAUUGUUUUGAGAAUGUGUCUCGGUGCUCGAUACGUUGAUAACAAUUAGUGCGCAACUGCAAUUUUAUAAAGCAAAGCAAGUCAAACAUGCAAUCGAGUACAACUAAUUUACAUCCAGUAACUAAGCGGAAUAAAUUCAUUAACUUGUUGAAUAGCUACGUGCCAACCAAUGAACGCUCCUGGAAUUAUGCCAUACCAAUAUUUGGAUUGUCGCUGUCGUGUUUCGCAUUCGGAAUGUUUCUAACAUUCAUUGAGAAUGUAAGCAGACGUCCGAUAGUUAACACCAACAUGUAUAACUUUGGUUAUUUGGUGUUGGCGAUUGCAGCCGGGAUUGAAUUAUACUACGGUAUGACGCAUCGCAGUAGAAGGCAGUACUCCUUCUGGAUAUUUCUAAAAAUAAUCGAAGUAUUUUUGCUCACAGCUGGGAUUGUUAUGGAAAUUAUACCGAAAUUGUAUCGCACGCAAAUUGGGUUAUUGUCAGGCGGAGUUAUUAUUUUAUUUCUAGAUAUUUUGUUAUUAUGUUACGUUAUCAAGAGAUCCACAAGACCACAACGUAAAACAAUCGAAAAUAUCUAUGAAGUUCCACACGCACAUCAGUAUUGCAACGUGAGCGUAUAUUAACUCCUCGUCGAUAGAUGGCGCUUCAAGUCAUAAACUCAUCACUUAAAUAACCUAAGAUAAUCUAAGUUUAAAAUGAUUUUCUCUCUUUCUCUCUAAUUUAAUUAAUCUAAUUUUAUUAUCUAUUGUAUUGUAUAUAUUUGUAUUUCUAUUUAUUAGAAGUUAUGGAUUUUCACUUUAA